AUGCCUCCACGAAGAGAAACUCGAUUGCCCACAACAGAGACUGAGUUACAAGCACAGAUUUCACGAGCGAUAGUACAGCAUGAGGCCCUGCGCUCUGAACAUAGCGGGGGUACCUCAGGAAACAACCCACCUCAUGGUUGUACCUAUAAGCAGUUCUUAGACUGUAAGCCUCUGAAUUUCGACGAAACUGGGGGUGCUGUAGCUUUUGUCACCUACAUCUCGGGACUUUUUCUUGAUGGUGCUCUAUCCUGGUGGAAUCUCCAAGUUCAGACCUUGGGAGAAGAAGCUGCUUAUGCCAUGUCAUGGGAAGAAAUGAAGGAGCUCAUGCGAAAGAAGUACUGCUCAAGGGCCGAGAUCCAAAAGUUAGAGACUGAAUUUUGGAACCACAAGAUGGAUGGCCCAAAGAUUGCUGAAUACGUGCAGAGAUUUCACGACUUAUCUCGCGUCGUUCCUUACAUGGUUGAGCCGGAGUUCAAAGUUAGGAAAUUUGAAUCUUGUGGGAAGGUUGGCCAUUCGAAGGAGUCAUGUUGGGCUGGUACUGGUCGUGGUAACGGUGGUCAGAGAGAAUAUGGUAAUGGAAACAAUAACCGCAGUGGUAAUGGGUAUGGAAACCGCAAUCAAGGAGGAAAUGGCGGUAAUGGUAAUCGUGGUAAUUUUGGGAAUCAAGCUGGUAAUGUAAACCGUGGAGCAAACAACAAUCAAGGUGGUAAUGGAAAUGGAAAUGGUUGGCGACCAGGUUGUUUUAACUGUGGAGAUGUGGGGCACUUCAAGAGAGAAUGCCCAAAGCUCAAUCAAGCUCAAGGAAGGGUUUUCAACAUCGGAGCUAGGGAAGCUCGCUAG
Helianthus annuus (common sunflower) is the source of this 840-nucleotide messenger RNA. Its product is annotated as keratin, type I cytoskeletal 9-like. Lineage: Eukaryota; Viridiplantae; Streptophyta; Magnoliopsida; Asterales; Asteraceae. Gene Ontology annotation, molecular function: nucleic acid binding; zinc ion binding. Bases 1 to 840 code for a protein of 279 amino acids. The record is from RefSeq and is a predicted model, not a curated record. The transcript has 4 exons.